This is a messenger RNA of Microplitis demolitor, 3782 nucleotides long. It is a transcript of the gene tst, whose product is annotated as SKI2 subunit of superkiller complex protein. Bases 144 to 3782 code for a protein of 1212 amino acids. Gene Ontology annotation, molecular function: RNA binding; RNA helicase activity; ATP binding. Lineage: Eukaryota; Metazoa; Arthropoda; Insecta; Hymenoptera; Braconidae. Gene Ontology annotation, biological process: nuclear-transcribed mRNA catabolic process, 3'-5' exonucleolytic nonsense-mediated decay. The record is from RefSeq and is a predicted model, not a curated record. The transcript has 5 exons. Gene Ontology annotation, cellular component: Ski complex.
UAUGAUGGUAAACAACUUCAGAGUUUUGUUGCAGACAAAAAUAUAUAUGAUAUUAUUAUUUUUAAAUAAAUAUAUUAUUUAUUUAUUUGAAAUUUUUGAUAAAAGAAAAUAAUGAAUUUGAAUAUUUUAUUAAAUUAAACAACAUGAGUAUAUCGACAGAGGAAUUUUUAACAGAGGUCUGUGGUCCGCCACCAAUUUUAUCGGACAUCAGAGACGAACUUUGUGAGUACAUCGAGUGUCCAGAGAAACUACCGAUUCACCAGGUAGAGAAUGUCCAGCUGUACUGGCCACGUGAGCCAGAUAUUUUGUCGCUUCUUGAGUACGAUUUGUCUCCGGUUGGUACAGUGCUCAAGUAUGACCGGGACCCGAUAACUGGACGCAUUACGCACAUGAGGGAAGAUGUUCUGCAGGGAGCUGGGGAAAAUGCUAAAAAUUCAAUGUCUAUGUCACGAGCACCUGGUCCACCGAUGGAAGGAGUCCAAGGUAAUUCGAGUAACUUUCCCUUCUGGCCUGGUGGUUUCGAUGAGCCGGAGGUGCUGAAGACAGUCUCGGUGUCGGACCUGGACCUAGAAAAUAAUUUACGGACUCUGGCAAAAGGUUUCCAGGCGGGUGUAGAAUUUUCCAGUGACAAUUUCACCCCCAAGGAUGCCGUCAAAAAUGAUUUCAAAAACCAGCAUAAGAAAAAACCAAAGCUUAAGUUGGAGAAAGUCAAUUUGAUGGCGAUUGUAAAUGAGGAGGGAAACAAAUUGGGCCUUUGGUCGUCGUCGAGUUCCUCAGAAACGGAGCAGGUUAAAAAAUUCGACGAUACUGUUGCGAAUCUUGAAGACAUCGACGACUUGGUGAUAGACGACUCGCAUAUCCCAGUGCUUAAACUCGUUGAGAAACCAAAAUCGAUGCAAGCCGAGUGGGCUGAACAGCUGGACGUGUCGAUACCUGUUCCAGAUUUUGACAAACGUGUGCCAAAACCAGCUAUCACUUUUGAUUACGAGCUGGACACAUUUCAAAAGCAGGCUAUUAUUAAACUGGAAGAGGGCUGCAAUGUCUUCGUCGCUGCUCACACUUCCGCUGGUAAAACAACCGUCGCCGAGUACGCUAUUGCCCUCAGUCAGAGACACAUGACACGUGUCAUCUACACAUCUCCAAUAAAAGCCUUGUCAAAUCAAAAAUACCGGGACUUUAAACGUAACAAACACUUUGAGAGCAUCGGUUUGGUAACCGGAGACAUGCAGAUCAACCAGACAGCAAACUGUUUAAUCAUGACCACUGAAAUUUUGCAGACGAUGCUCUACAACGCGUCAGAAGUCUUGCGUGAUCUCGAGUACGUAAUCUUUGACGAAGUCCAUUACAUCAACGACGAGAACCGCGGUCAUGUUUGGGAAGAAAUUGUUAUUCUUUUACCCCCAAAUGUCAAUAUUGUUAUGCUAUCAGCGACUGUUCCAAAUCCUCUGAUAUUCGCCAACUGGGUUGGUAAUAUCAAGAAGCGUAAAAUGUUCGUAAUAAGUACGUUGAAACGGCCGGUACCGUUGAAACACUACUUAUACAUUGGUACUGAUGGCAAGACACGAAACGACAGGUUCCUAGUGCUGGAUGGCGAAGGACAAUUCAACUUGGACACCUGGUACAAAGUGAAGCAGCUCAAAGACUCGAAGAAAAAAAAUAACCGGGACCCCAAGAAAGACAACAGACGCAUACAGAUGACGCCGAAGCAAGAGAAGACAAUGUGGGAAGCUUUCAUAGCUCAUCUUAAAGAGCAUGAGAAAUUACCAGUCGUCAUAUUUACUCUGUCGAGAAAUCGGUGUGAUAUGAACGCAGAUUCUCUGACGUCAGUCUGCCUGACUACGGAGACUGAGAAAGGACACGUGAGAGCUUUCUUUAAAAAGUGUAUCAAGCGUUUGAAUGACGCAGAUCGUGAAUUGCCGCAAAUAAAACGGAUGGAAAGUCUGCUGGAACGGGGUAUUGGUGUCCACCAUAGCGGGAUCCUGCCUAUCUUGAAAGAAAUAAUCGAGUUAUUGUUUCAAAACGGUGUUGUUAAAUUACUGUUUGCUACAGAGACAUUUGCGAUGGGUAUCAACAUGCCCGCGCGUACUGUCGUCUUCGACUCAAUACGGAAAUUCGACGGCAAACAAUUCCGCGGACUACUGCCCACGGAAUAUAUUCAGAUGGCCGGUCGUGCUGGCCGACGUGGACACGAUAAGUCGGGUACCGUAAUAAUAAUGUGUAAGACAGAGGUACCGCAUUUUAUGGACCUGAGAGCGAUGAUGUGCGGCGAGCCGCAGAACCUGCAGUCACAAUUUAAAAUAACUUACUCUAUGGUACUGAACUUGAGACGAGUCAGUGAGUCGGUCAGUGUUGAGGACAUGAUGCGUAGGUCAUUCAAAGAGCUCUCAUUAAUUACUGACAUCACUAAGCGGAAGACCGAGUUGAAUGAAGUGGAAGAAGCGCUGGCUAAACUCCCACCGGAGACUGAAUUCCAGAAACAGUUGUCCGAGUUCUAUAAGCUAGCGAUGGAGUACAUCACCGAGUGGAGAACACUCAGUCCGCUUUUAUUCAUGGGAAAAAAAGUUUCAAAAGCUUUGUUGCCUGGUAAAGUACUGAUCAUAUCAUACAGACAUCAUUAUUACAAGCUGGCUGUGCUGCUGAAUGUAAGUCAGAAACGGGAGGAGGUGGAGUACGGGGUGCUGUGUUUAAAAAAUUCAAAUGAGUCCCGGGAGAAACUCAACAAACCAGAAAACUGGUACAGAAUAUUAUCCCUGACUAGAAGAACUGUCUUUGUACCUGAAGGAGUCCCGUCACACGAGUAUUUAGUAAUUAAAGCAGAAAAUAUAAAUGAAAUAACAAACUGCGUGAUCGGUACCGACUGCAGUCUGGUACUGAAAGACUGCGAGAAACGCAAGAUAUCGCGGUUCCAAAACGACCCACCUAGUCCAUCGUGCCAGGCUGCUAUCCAGGACCUGAUAUCCCUGUCCCUGAUGACUCGCUCCUCUCCGAAGGUUCUCCAGCCUUACCUGGAGCCACCGGUUUCCCACCCAGAGCUCGUUCCUAGAUCAAAGUACCUCGCCCAGCUAGAGAAGAAUAUCGCCCAGACAAAAGUGUCCGAGCUGCCGAAUUUGGAGCAGCACUUUGAAGCCGUCUUCGAACGCAACGAACUCGAACGUCGUCGACGCGAGCUAGAGUUCCAAUUAAGUGACGAAAGUCUCGCUCUUUACCCAGAGUACGUCAACAGAGUCAAGGUAUUGAAGAGACUGGGGUACAUUGACACCGACGACAGAGUCACUUUGAAAGGUCGCGUGGCAUUAGACAUGGGUACUCAUGAGUUAUUGAUCACAGAAUUAGUUUACCGUAAUAUUCUAACAAACUUGCAGCCAGCAGAGAUAGCCGCCCUUCUGUCUGCUCUAGUGUUCCAGCAAAAAGUAGAAAACGACCCAGAGCCAAAACUAUCAGUACUCAAAGAAACAAUGAAAACAAUGAUAGAGAUACGUCAUGAGAUAGAAUCUAUAGAACUGCAGUAUGGAAUGGAAACAGUAGAGCCACUUAACUUCGGUCUAGUGGAGGUUGUUUAUGAGUGGGCUCGAGAAGAGUCGUUUGCUAAAAUAAUGGAGCUAACAGAGGUCCAAGAAGGGAUUAUUGUCCGUUGCAUCCAGCAAUUAAACGACACACUAAAGGAUGUUAAAACAGCAGCAAAUAGAAUCGGCGAGACUGUUUUGAAAGAAAAAAUGGAGGAAGCCUCAACGGCUAUCAAGCGUGAUAUUGUUUUCACGGCUUCCCUCUACACUCAGGACUAA